Messenger RNA from Racocetra fulgida, 354 nucleotides. Lineage: Eukaryota; Fungi; Glomeromycota; Glomeromycetes; Diversisporales; Gigasporaceae. The record is from the annotation of a GenBank genome assembly.
UAAAACCCAAUGCCGAAAGUUGGUUAGAAAAGAAUGAAAACUUAGUCAUUUUUUUAGUUGGUAUAGUCUUAGGAAUAAUGUUUAUCAUUGACGGGGAAAUUUCGGUCAAAACCCAAAAGGCCAACGAAUUAUUUAAGGAAACGCUGAAAAAGUUUAGCAUUUUAGCCAUUUUUGGGGCCUUAUGCCCUUAUUUCAUUAGCGGGCAAAUAACCGCAUCACCAAGAGAGGAAAUAGAAAAGACAGAAACCAAUUUAGACCAGUUAGACGAGAAGCAAGACCAAAUUUUAGAUACCGUUAUUCAAUCUCUUAACGAAAAACAAGCGGAGAUUAAUUAUUGGAAAAAUUUGGCAGAAA